This is a messenger RNA of Bipolaris victoriae FI3, 402 nucleotides long. RefSeq lists its product as hypothetical. The record is from RefSeq and is a predicted model, not a curated record. NCBI's taxonomy places the organism in Eukaryota, Fungi, Ascomycota, Dothideomycetes, Pleosporales, Pleosporaceae. The transcript has a single exon. Bases 1 to 402 code for a protein of 133 amino acids.
AUGCACACCCUCAUCUCCUGCACCACUGCCCCUGCCGCCGCCCCACAACCCCCAAAAUCCCAACCCUACGCCACAACCCAGCCCUUCCCCAGCAGCAACACCACCAUGCCCCUCCGCACCAACCUCCCUCCCGCCCUCUCCAAACCCAAAACAAAGGACUCCAUCUCUCCUAAACAACCAAAUGAUUCUCAGAAACGCAGACAUCCCGAGUCGAAGCGGAAGGAAGGCAAGAGUUCAGCCACUGGUGGUGAUGAGGGUCGCCCGGUCAAUAUGAGUCGCUCCCAGCGCGAUAAAGAUCGCAAGAAGAGGAGUAAAGCGGCGAUUCUUAUGGAGCAUGUGGAUAUUAUCAAGGAUGAUUUUUGGGAUAAGAGACCUUGGCUUUUGAGUGGGAAGACGGGGUGA